This is a messenger RNA of Arabidopsis thaliana (thale cress), 813 nucleotides long. It is a transcript of the gene RHS13, whose product is annotated as root hair specific 13. Lineage: Eukaryota; Viridiplantae; Streptophyta; Magnoliopsida; Brassicales; Brassicaceae. The transcript has 2 exons. The record is from RefSeq and is marked reviewed. Bases 44 to 541 code for a protein of 165 amino acids.
ACUUGCUUAAGCAACAUAUAAACAAAGCAAGCAAAAAAAAAAAAUGGCUUUCUCACGCCUCUCAUUUGCAGCUUCUCUCAUCGUCUUCUCAUCUCUAAUCAUAUCUUCAGUUGCUUAUUACGGCAAUGAAGCUGACCCGGAGACCGGAAAAUUGAUUCCCAUCGCCGUUGAAGGGAUCAUCAAGUGCAAGUCCGGUGGCAAAACUUACCCAAUUCAAGGUGCAACGGCAAGAAUUGCGUGUGUGAAGGUCGAUGCAUAUGGGAAUGAGUUAGUUCCAAUAUCGAUAUUGAGCAGCAAAACUGAUGCUAAAGGUUACUUCAUCGCCACGAUAUUCCCUUCGCAGCUUCGUGCAGGAAGGACAGUGACCAAAUGCAAAACUUACCUUUACAAAUCUCCACUCGCUGAUUGCGAUUUUCCGACCGAUGUGAACAAAGGUGUUAGAGGACAGCCAUUGAGCACGUACCGUAUUCUUCAAGACAAGAGCUUCAAGCUUUACUGGGCUGGUCCUUUCUUCUACACGUCUGAACCUACUUACUACUAAUUAUGAUCUUCUGAUGAACAUGAAAUUUAACAUGUUCUUGGAGAAUCAUUUUUCGUUUGUUUGAUUAUUCGUCGUAUAACGUUGUCUGCAAAAUGAUCUAAGAGUUUGUUUUCUUUAUCUUAUAUUUCAUGUUGCAUAUAUGACUUUGUCAUGUAUCUUAUGUUUUAAUAUUUUCUUGGUAAAUGUAUGGGUUUAUUGGAUUUGUUCUAAUCAUCUAACUGCUUAUUUUGACUAUGCAUAAUGGUGAUCGUACUUAAUUGUGUUGAAGCUCA